GACACUUUUUCUUAUGUAAUUAACCUUAUGCAUACAUAUGAGUAGAAACAUAGUAGUAUAGUUCACACAAAACUUUACAGAGCUAUUGUUGGUUCAUCUGUUAUUGAUAUUUUCUUAUCAUCUAAAGAAAUUGAAUAAUUUAUUUAUGUCUCAUUGAUUUGAUCUCCGCAAUGCUUAAUAUUUUUAUUUUAGGUUUGAGUGUUGCUGUGGGUGUGUUCACAUUAGUUUGUAUUAGUAUUGAACGUUAUAUUGCCAUUUGUCGUCCACUUUUAAUUUUAAAACUUCAAUCACUUCCGCUUGGCUCAUUAAUGAACGGUCUUAUUUUAGUGGGAAUAUGGAUUAUUGGUAUAUUAACAGCCCUUCCAAAUAUUUAUAUGUAUGAAUAUAAACCACUGAAAACCGUUGGUAAACAUAAAUGUGAAAAAUCACCAAAAAAAUUUAGUGAUAAAUCAUAUAUGCUUUCAUUGUUAAUCCUUUAUUUUUUGAUUCCAAUGAUUGUAAUACGUGAUCCAUAUGACAUUGUUGUUAUUUUUUGUCACUCUAUUCUAGCUAGUUAUCAGAGUAAAACUCGUUCGAGUAGUUCUACUCCGCCACAACCAAGUCCAUUAUUUUAUACCUCUACCCAUGGUGAUAUCUGUCCAGCUAAUGCUCAAACAUAUAGUAGUGAAAAUCUUCCGUUGGCCGGUAAUAUAAAAUCUUCAGCAGUCUGUUAUAAUGUAAAUCAUGAUCUUCGUCGUUUAUCAUCAAAAACAAGUAAUCAGUCGAAUAAUUCACGAUCAGAUGAUGAAGUUUAUUGCAAUGGUAAUGUUAAUUGUAAUAACAAUGUCGAUUUUGUAUCAUCUUCAUGGCCAAAAAAUAUGGGUAAUACCGAUAUUAAAAUACCAUUAUCAAUAAUUGAACAAAAAUCUAAACAACAAUUUAAUCGAAUACGUACAACAUCUCAUCCUGGUUUUCGAUCAAGUUCAAAAGACAGUACUAACAAUCAUCAUCGUCGUGAACACCACAAGAAAUCCUCAUCAUCAAAAUUUCAUCGGUUUCUCGAUACAUUGCGUCGUUCAUCAUCAUCACAAGCGUAUCGUUUAGACAAAAAUCGUCGUAAAGCAUUGAAAAUUCUUAUCGCAAUUAUUCUUGAAUUUUUUAUUUGUUGGACGCCAUUGUUCAUUUUUCAUACAAUUGGUGCAUUUCAGAAAAGUAUCUAUAAACAAGUACCCACUGUUGUAGUGAAUAUAAUUUUGAUAUUUUCAUUUGCAUCGGCAACUUGUAAUCCAUUCACUUACUAUUUUAUGAGUAAGCGAUAUCGUUUAGCACUCUAUGAAUAUAUUACCUGUAGAUUAUAUUUUGCAAAUGUUAAAAAGAAAAAUUCUCAACGAUUACCGUUACCAUUACAACAACAUAAUCAGCAGUUUAAGAAUAUUGUUCAGCAACAUCAAAAGGAAAAUGGAUGUAAUAAUCGAAAAAUGAUUACGGUAACAGAACGACAAGAUCGAAUUAGAGCAAAUACAUUACACUAG
Molecule: messenger RNA, 1511 nt
Organism: Didymodactylos carnosus
Lineage: Eukaryota; Metazoa; Rotifera; Eurotatoria; Philodinida; Philodinidae
Source: the annotation of a GenBank genome assembly